GAGUUAACGGAACUGUGUCCCGAAAAAUACUUGCGGAUUGCCGAUGGAUGGGACAUGGCAGCGCGGCCGGUACGCAUGAACUCACCAGAGGCCAAGCCAUGCUGGAUCGUCUAUCCUUCACAGAUGAAAGAUCCCGAAAAUCCCAAAAGGAAAUCUCUAGAAAGUCCGCUACACUUCCACGAGCCACUCUUUGCUUUUGUUCAGUACUUCAAAUUGCUAUAUAGGACCCUACCCCUUCCUGCUCCUCUUCGAUCGUCUUCCUCAACCACUCUGCACUCCAGCUUAGGACCCAGCGAUGGCGGAUGGCUUCCUCAGUCACCCAUUUCGGCGCCUCUUCUGGAGCCCCACCCUCUUGGGAGUUCCCUACUACCAGUCUGCCCUCGCCGAUUGGUUCGAGACACCGACUGUCCAUAUCCUCAAAAUCAACGUUCCAGGGUGUCACAAGGACGAUAUAAAGAUUCAAUUGGAAGAGGGAAACGUCCUCCAAGUGAGCGGAAAGGCGGCGAAGCCGGAUGCGCCGGAGAAUGCCGUUUGGCACGUUAACGAGCGGAGCGGAGGCCAAUUCUCACGCGAAUUCGUCUUGCCGGACAAUGCGAAGGUUGAUCAGAUCAAAGCUCAGUUUGAGAAUGGAGUGUUGACGGUCACCGUGCCGAAGGAAACGGUCACGAAGCCAAAGACAAGGAGCAUCAGCAUCUCUAGUAAGCUCUGAUAAGAGGAUUUGGGGUGCUUCGUCGAUAGCCUGAAUUGCGCCACCCGAAUAAACGCUAUGUGGGUUUAUAGUAUUCUUGCAAAAGCGUUAAGGGUAAAUAGAAGUUGCCAGUGCAUGGGGGAUUUGCAGAAGAUGCACGUCUAAUCUGAGUAACUUGCUUUAAUAAAAACAAUAAAUUGCAGAUGCUCACAAAAAUGGGGUGAUGAUGGAGAGUUCUAAUUUGUGCAUUUAUCUAGAUUGUGGACGUUUUAUUUGUCUCCAUUUCUAUGCUCCUCAUAACUUCUCGGAA
Molecule: messenger RNA, 998 nt
Organism: Nymphaea colorata (pocket water lily)
Lineage: Eukaryota; Viridiplantae; Streptophyta; Magnoliopsida; Nymphaeales; Nymphaeaceae
Product: class I heat shock protein-like
Exons: 3
Coding region: 296-709 (137 amino acids)
Biological process (GO): response to heat; protein folding; protein complex oligomerization
Source: RefSeq, a predicted model, not a curated record